This is a messenger RNA of Sapajus apella (tufted capuchin), 2698 nucleotides long. Its product is annotated as KIAA0408 ortholog. Lineage: Eukaryota; Metazoa; Chordata; Mammalia; Primates; Cebidae. The coding region runs from base 211 to 2295 and encodes 694 amino acids. The record is from RefSeq and is a predicted model, not a curated record. The transcript is spliced from 6 exons.
ACACUGAAGACUGCUUAUUUCUUUAAAAAGACACAACUCAUCUUACCACUAUCAAAUUCAAUAAGAAGCCCAACCACUAAAAUGUUUCAGGCUUUAUUUUAAAGGCAAGUGAGACUGCUUCAAAUAAAACAACUUCAAGCUUCCAAGAAACAGUUAAGAGGAGGCAGAGAGGAGCAGAAACACUUCUUCACUGACACUGACACUGUUGCCAUGGACCUACAUAAGCAGCGGGAGAACACAGAGACUAACUGGCAUAAGGAAAAGAUGGAAUUACUGGACCAGUUUGACAAUGAAAGAAAGGAAUGGGAAAGUCAAUGGAAGAUUAUGCAGAAGAAAAUAGAAGAGCUUUGCCAGGAAGUAAAGCUUCGGAGGAAAAUCAAUACGAAUGAACGUGCUAAGAUCAUUGAUCUUUACCAUGAGAAGACCAUUCCAGACAAAAUAGUAGAAUCUUCCCCAAAUUACCCUGAUGUAGGACAAUGUGAAUUUACAAGGAUGAAUCUCAAAGAUGGUCUGAGAAAUGAAAAUAAAACAGAGCAGAGCUUAGUCAGUGGAGGAAAUCAAAUGUGUAAGGAACAAAAAGCAACAAAAAAAUCAAAAGUAGGGUUUUUGGAUCCUCUGGCUACAGACACCCAAAAAGAAUGUGAGGCCUGGCCUGACCUGAGUACUUCUGAGGAAGAGAACAAGAGCUGCUCUGGCGCCCUCAAUACAGCUCUUGAAGAACUUGUGAAGGUUAGUGAAGAACUGUGCAGCUUUCAAGAGGAAAUUCAAAAGCGGUCUAACCAUAGAAGGAUGAAGUCAGAUUCUUUUCUCCAGGAAAUGCCAAAUGUAACUAAUAUACCUCAUGGGAACCCCAUGAUCAACAAUGACCAGUGCAUUCUUCCAAUCAGUUUAGAGAAAGAAAAACAGAAAAAUAGAAAGAAUCUGAGCGGUACCAAUGUGUUCCAGAGCAAUUCUAUGAAAAAAUGUGAAACUGAUACAAUCGAUUUGAAAAGAAAUGAAACUCCACCAGUUCCUCCUCCAAGAAGUACCUCUCGAAAUUUUCCCAGCUCGGAUUCUCAACAAGCCUAUGAAAGAUGGAAGGAAAGGUUAGACCACAACAGCUGGGUGCCCCAUGAGGGUCAAAGUGAAAGGAAUUACAACCCUCACUUCCCUUUGAGACAGCAUGAGAUGUCUAUGUUGUAUCCAAAUGAAGGGAAAACUUUGAAAGAUGGUAUAAUCUUUUCCUCUUUGGUACCAGAAGUCAAAAUAGAUAGCAAGCCUCCAAGUAAUGAAGAUGUUGGGCUUAGCAUGUGGUCAUGUGACGUUGGGAUAGGUGCAAAAAGGAGCCCCUCCACUUUGUGGUUUCAGAAAACCUGCUCUACCCCCAAUAAUCCAAAAUAUGAAAUGGUGAUCCCAGAUCACCCUGCUAAAUCUCAUCCCAAUCUUCAUGUAAGUAAUGACUGUAGCUCUUCAGUGACAGACAGCAGUAACCCACUUAGAAAUCUCAGUUGUGGCUUUAAAAGGACUAUAAGGAAUGAAAAGCUGGCAGCAAAGACUGAUGAAUUUAACAGGACUGUAUUUAGAACGGAUAGAAUUUGUCAGGCAAUACAGCAAAAUCAAAGCUGCUCCAAAUCAUCGGAAGAUCCCAAGCCCUGUGAUACCUCAUCUACUCACACAGGUAGCAUAUCAGAAAGUAACAAGGUGUCUGGUAUUUGGAAAACCAGUGCCCACAUGCCUGUGCCCAUGGAAAAUGUGCCUGAUAAUCCCACCAAGAAAUACACAACAGACCUAGUCAGACAAAUGCAGGGACACGUAAGUCCUCGCAGUUAUCGGAAUAUGCUCCACGAGCAUGACUGGAGACCAAGUAAUUUGUCUGGCCGACCGAGGUCAGCUGAUCCCAGGUCAAAUUAUGGUGUUGUGGAAAAGCUGCUGAAAACUUAUGAAACAGCAACAGAGUCUACAUUGGAAAAUUCUAAGUGCUUCCGGGAUCAUGGGACCAAAUGUAAUUCUGAUGUCAGUGGUGGUGCCACAUUAAGUCAGCAUUUAGAAAUGCUCCAAAUGGAACACGAGUUUCAGCAAAAGACAGCUGUGUGGGGGGGACAGGAAGUGAAGCAAGGAAUAGAUCGGAAAAAGAUAACAGAGGAAUCCAUGUCAGUGAACGCCUCACAUGGAAAAGGAUUUUCCCGACCUGCUAGACCAGCAAAUCGCCGUCUCCCCUCCAGAUGGGCAUCCAGAUCUCCAUCUGCACCCCCUGCCUUGCGGAGAACUACCCACAACUAUACCAUUUCUCUGCGAUCCGAAGCAUCAAUGGUUUAAGUCUUUGGCCUGGAUUGCUAUGUUACAGAGGUUCUAGUCCCACUUGUCAAACAGCAUUCUGAGUGUUUAUAGGCAGUCCUGUUCUCUUCCGACAAGCAAUUUAAAUCCUAACUUUCCAUCAGUCUUCAGUGUUUUUAAUCUAAGGAAUAAUUAUCUUCCUGUAUUUUGGUUUCUUAGAUCAGAAUUUUUUUACACCAUUCUCAUUAAUUUUCCAAUAUGAUAUAAGUUGAAACAAUGUAUAAUAUUGUAUAUUCUUUCUUGCAAGUGGCAGAAAGCAAGGUUAUGUGCAUGGCCCUGUGUUUGUAGGUGCAUGUGUUGAAAUAGGAAGUAUCCUAGUAUGUAUUUAGAUAUGAAUAACUUAUGUGCUACUGUUGACUUUGAAAUUAUAACAUGUAUACCUAUA